Messenger RNA from Microthlaspi erraticum, 1467 nucleotides. NCBI's taxonomy places the organism in Eukaryota, Viridiplantae, Streptophyta, Magnoliopsida, Brassicales, Brassicaceae. The record is from the annotation of a GenBank genome assembly.
AUGAAACCCCUAAUCUAUCCCAUCUCAAACCCUAAUGGCAAGUGCAAAUACAAAAGAGAUUAUCCAGGAUCUAGGAUUCUUGCCAAGAAGGCCUUUCUUGCUAAGUUUUUCUCCACCGGUCGCACAGCCAAGCUUAGAGGAGAGAUAUCCAGCUUCAUCCAGCGAAACAAUGAGACAUUCGCAGAGGCUUGGGAGAGGUUCAAAGGCUACACAAGUCAGUGCCCACACCAUGGAUUCAACAAUGAAUCCCUACUCUCCACUCUUUAUAGAGGAUGCUUGCCUAGGUAUAGGGAGAUGCUAGACACAGCUAGCAAUGGGAACUUCCUCAACCAGGAUGUAGAUGAUGGCUGGCAACUUGUGGAGAACAUAGCUAACUCAAAUGGAAGCUAUGGAGAAGAGUAUGAUCGCACCAACCGGAGCUCGACCCACCACUCGAUCGAGUCAGACGAAAAGUUGAGAAAAGAUGUUAAGGCAUUGAAUGAGAAGUUGGAUAAGCUGAUCCUAGCUCAGUCCACAAUGAAGAAAGUCAACUUUGUGUCUGCUGAGGAGAUGGAACCAGUCCAAGAAGGGGAGGAUACACAAUUUGCUGAGGUGUGCUACAUGAGCAAUGGGCAAGGAGGUUACAACAAAGGAUACUAUAAUUACAAGUCCAACCCUGCCAUGUCAUACCGCAACACUGAUGUUGCUAACCCUCAGGACCAAGUAUAUCCUCAACAACAAGCAGCUCGAUCGAGUCAGGUGCCACAACAUGGGUAUGGUCAAAAGAACAAUUACCAAGGACCACAAGGCACUUUCCCUGGACAACAAAUGAAUAUCCCACCAGGCUUCCCCCACCAACCGCCCCAGCCUGCACCUUCACAAGAGAAUGAGCUCAAAGCAAUGCUAAAGCAACUACUUCAAGGGCAAGCUGAUGGGGUAGUGGACACAAGCAAGAAGCUAGCUGAAAUAAACUCUAAGAUCGAGAACCUCAACACAAGGGUUUACUCUCUGGAGAAUCAUGCUUCUUCUGUUGCUGCUGCUACAAAGCAAGGACAACUACCUGGUAAAGCUAUUCAGAACCCCAAGGAACAGUGCAAGGUCAUCUUCACUCAAGAAGGACUUGUUGAAGAAGAGGAUCAAGAAAGGGUCAUUGAAGAUUUUUGUUUACUGCUGAAUGAUGAAGAGAUUGUUGCUGCUGAGGCUCCUGGAGUCCAGAUUGAUCAACCAGAAGUGCAUGCACCUACUGUGGCCAUUCACACUUCACCAGUUGAGCUCGCACGACAAGCUCGAUCGGCAGCUCGAUCGAGUCCAACUCUAGCUCGAUCGAGUCCGACCUCUUCUGUCCGACAGCCUGUUUUGCUUGAUCCUUAUCAACCGGUUGCCGCUUCCUCGUCUCGCCUACUUAGUCAAGGUCACAAGGAAGUGAUUCACAAGUUCAGAAGAGAUCUCAGUGGGAUUGGAAUUGAGUUGCCUCUAUGGAUAGCAUGA